This is a messenger RNA of Rubroshorea leprosula, 633 nucleotides long. The record is from the annotation of a GenBank genome assembly. Lineage: Eukaryota; Viridiplantae; Streptophyta; Magnoliopsida; Malvales; Dipterocarpaceae.
GCUACUUCCAUUGCCUUGAACCCUUCUCCCCUUGAUCUCUGAGAAAAAAAAAAAAAUCAAGAUCAUGAGUUUCCCCUGCUUUGCCUUCAAAAUUACAAAAUGUGUCGCUACCUUGAUCCUGCUAUCUUUCUUACGCUGCUUCAUGCCAAUGCUCCGAGCGGGGCUUGCUCGUCUUGGUCUACUCAAACGAGCGGAAGAAGCAUAUAAUUCCGAUGACUUUAACGUCACGGGUUAUGUUCUUUUAAGGUAUCGUGGAUCUCUCAGGGAAGUCCCAGUCACGGUUCAGGAGCUGACUGGCCAGAUCAAGAUGAGGCUACCGGUGGUGGAAUACGCAGAGUUCAUCAAAAUUAGAUUACCAGAAAAAGAUGGUGAUUACCACCAUAGAUUGUGCAGCGUGUGCUUGAGUGAUAUCGAGGAAAGGGAAGAGGUGAGACAGCUGUGCAAUUGUUGCCAUGCUUUUCAUAGAGAAUGCUUAGAUUCGUGGGUAGAUGAGGGUCAGGUGACUUGUCCGGUGUGUAGAUCCUUGCUGUUUCCGCCCGAGACCGAGGCCGAGCAGAUUAUUCACGGGUAUACUUGAGCAAUAAUUGUCUUGUAAUUAUUACUACUACGGAAAUUUAUUUAAAGAUUAAUUAA